GGGGCUGGUCUCCGAGGCUGCAGAGGGCGGGAGGGAAAGCAACGGGAGGAGGGGAGGAGGGAGGGGACUUGGCAGCUCCCGCUCAGCUCCGCUCGGCGCACCCACGCCUCGCUGCCCCGCUCCCUGCCCCCCACCCGGGCAUGCGCCCCCCGCGGCUCCGGCCCCCCAAAACCCGCGCAGACCCCCGGAGACUCCCCAGAGCCGGCCGCGCAGGAUGGGCGCCCUCGGGCCCACGCCGCUGCCGCCGCCGCUGCUGCUGCUGUUAAUGUUGGGAUUCGAGGGCGGGGCCCGGGAGGUGCUGGUCCCGGAGGGGCCCUUGUACCGCGUGGCUGGCACAGCUGUCUCCAUCUCCUGCAAUGUGAGUGGCUACGAGGGCCCUGCCCAGCAGGAUUUCGAGUGGUUCCUGUACAGGCCUGAGGCCCCAGAGGCUGCACUGGGCAUUAUCAGUACCAAGGAUACCCGGUUCUCCUAUGCUAUCUUCGGGCCCCGAGUGGCGGCUGGUGAGGUGCAGGUGCAGCGCUUACAGGGUGAUGCCGUGGUGCUCAAGAUUGCCCGCCUGCAGGCCCAGGAUGCUGGCGUUUACGAAUGCUACACCCCCUCCACUGAUGCCCGCUACCUGGGCAGCUACAGCGGCAAGGUGGAGCUGAGAGUUCUUCCAGAUGUGCUGCAGGUGUCUGCUGCCCCCCCAGGGCCCCGAGGCCGCCAGGCCCCAACCUCACCCCCACGCCUGACGGUGCACGAGGGGCAGGAGCUGGCUCUGGGCUGCCUGGCGAGGACAAGCACACAGAAACACACACACCUGGCGGUGUCCUUUGGGCGAGCUGUGCCUGAGGCGCCAGUGGGGCGAGCGACUCUGCAGGAGGUGGUGGGACUCCGGUCUGAUUUGGCCGUGGAGGCCGGAGCGCCCUAUGCUGAGCGGCUGGCUGCAGGGGAGCUGCGGCUGGGCAAGGAAGGGACUGAUAGGUAUCGCAUGGUGGUCGGGGGUGCCCAGGCGGGGGACGCAGGCACCUACCAUUGCACUGCCACUGAGUGGAUUCAGGAUCCUGACGGCAGCUGGGCCCAGAUCGCAGAGAAAAGGGCUGUCCUGGCCCAUGUGGAUGUGCAGACACUGUCCAGCCAGCUGGCAGUGGCAGUGGGGCCUGGUGAACGUCGGAUUGGCCCAGGGGAACCCCUGGAACUGCUGUGCAAUGUGUCAGGGGCACUGCCCCCCGCAGGCCGUCAUGCUGCGUACUCUGUGGGUUGGGAGAUGGCACCUGCGGGGGCACCUGGGCCUGGCCGCCUGGUAGCCCAGUUGGACACAGAGGGUGUGGGCAGCCUGGGCCCUGGCUAUGAGGGCCGGCACAUUGCCAUGGAGAAGGUGGCGUCCAGAACCUACCGGCUGCGGCUGGAGGCUGCAAGGCCUGGUGACGCAGGCACCUACCGCUGCCUCGCCAAAGCCUAUGUUCGAGGGUCUGGGACCCGGCUUCGUGAAGCAGCCAGUGCCCGCUCCCGACCUCUCCCCGUGCACGUGCGGGAGGAAGGUGUGGUGCUGGAGGCUGUGGCAUGGCUAGCAGGAGGCACUGUGUACCGGGGGGAGACUGCUUCCCUGUUGUGCAACAUCUCUGUGCGCGGUGGCCCCCCAGGGCUGCGGCUGGCUGCCAGCUGGUGGGUGGAACGACCUGAGGACGGGGAGCUGAGCUCAACCCCUGCCCAGCUGGUGGGUGGCGUGGGCCAGGACGGCGUAGCAGAGCUGGGGGUCCGGCCCGGAGGAGGCCCUGUCAGCGUGGAGCUGGUGGGGCCCCGAAGCCAUCGGCUGAGACUACACAGCUUGGGGCCCGAGGACGAAGGUGUGUACCACUGCGCCCCCAGUGCCUGGGUGCAGCAUGCCGACUACAGCUGGUACCAGGCGGGCAGUGCCCGCUCGGGGCCUGUCACGGUCUACCCCUACACGCAUGCCCUGGACACCCUACUCGUGCCCCUGCUGGUGGGUGCAGCGGUGGCCCUAGUCACUGGCGCCACCGUCCUUGGCACCAUCACCUGCUGCUUCAUGAGGAGGCUGCGAAAACGGUGAUCCUCACUCUCCAGUUCUUGCAGGUGUCGACUGUCUUCAGCCUAGCUCCAAGCUCUCCUCUGGUUGCCUGGAUACCCCCUCCCUCUGUCCAACUUCCUUUAAUUUAUUUGACCUCCCUCCACCCCGAGUGGGAGGCAUGGCCCCCAUUCCCCACUCCUUCCCUCCCACACCCCUCCUACAUACCCAUCCUACAGGGAGGCCAUUCCCUGUCCUGGAAUUAGUUUUUCUAAAAUGUGAAUAAACUUGUUUUAUAAAAUCCA
Messenger RNA from Lemur catta (Ring-tailed lemur), 2310 nucleotides. It is a transcript of the gene IGSF8, whose product is annotated as immunoglobulin superfamily member 8. The transcript has 7 exons. The coding region runs from base 215 to 2050 and encodes 611 amino acids. Lineage: Eukaryota; Metazoa; Chordata; Mammalia; Primates; Lemuridae. The record is from RefSeq and is a predicted model, not a curated record.